GCCCGCCGCCUCCGAGUGAGGGAAUAAAGUUCAGGCCCGGGCCGGGCGGUCCUGCGCACAGCGCGAGCGCGGCCCGCGAACGGCGGCGGUGCGGGGCGAUGGCCUCGGAGGAGCUGGCGCAGAAGUUGCAGCGGCGGCUGCUGCUGGAGGAGAGCGGGGCGGAGGGCGAUGAGCGGGAAGCGGAGGUCCCGGCCCCGUCCGAGGAGGGCGAGGAGGAGCGGAGCUGCCUGACGGCCAGCGCGGGCGCGGAGCUGAGCGCUAAGCUGGCCCGGCGGCACGACAUCAACGAGGGCGCGGCGCAGCCCCGCCGGGCCGCCGUCUUCAACCCCUACACCGAGUUCAAGGAGUUCAGCCGCCGGCAGAUCAAGGACAUGGAGCGCAUGUUCCGCCUGUAUGACUCAGGACGGGAUGGAUACAUCGACCUGAUGGAGCUGAAACUGAUGAUGGAAAAGCUGGGAGCACCACAGACCCACCUGGGCCUAAAGAACAUGAUCAAAGAGGUGGAUGAGGACUUUGAUGGGAAGCUCAGCUUCCGUGAGUUCCUGCUGAUUUUCCACAAAGCUGCAGCUGGGGAACUUGAGGAGGACAGUGGACUGUUGACUCUUGCAAAGCUCUCUGAGAUAGAUGUCUCCAUUGAAGGAGUCAAAGGAGCCAAGAACUUCUUUGAAGCUAAGGUUCAAGCCCUUUCUUCAGCAAGUAAGUUUGAAGCAGAAAUAAGAGCUGAGCAAGAUGAGCGGAAGCGAGAAGAGGAGGAAAGGAAACACCGCCGAGCAGCUUUCAGGGAGUUAAAGUCUGCAUUUACCCAGUAAGCAGCCAGCCAAUAUGUGCUCUGAUUGCACAGGACUUGGUACGUUUUCCAGAUCAGGGUUCUACCUGGAGAGAACAGCCUGGAUCCUGCCAAGUGAAGCUGUAACAGAUUUUAGUCUUCCUCUCUUGAAGAUCCUUCCGAGUUUCUAAGGACACAACUCUUGUGGUUACUAUGCAUUCAUAACGAUGUGAAUCAGAAGAGCUGUGUGCAUGCUGUUUGCUUUGAACUGUCAGGAGUACAUCAUCCUGAAGUAGAAACAGCAGGUAGCAAAUCAUGGGUAAGCACUGACAAGUGUUUACCUACUUCAUUCUUUCUCUUUCUGUACACUUUUCCUUAUUAAUUCAUUCCUUGCUUACAUUCAUGUAGUGAGGUCUUGUGUAAAGCAGAGUGUACAAAGUACAGAUUCACUUCCUGUAUGUUUGUGCCACUGCUGUCACACAUCCUAGACUUAUUAGUCUUCCUCAAAGCCCUGUGCUGCAGGCACUGAAAGCACUGUGAAGAGAGAAAGAUAACUACUAGGGACAGGGAUCAAAUUAAUUAUUUCCUGUAGCUUUUUUCUUCUGCCCAGCAUGUUGGAGAGUCUUCCAGUUUUUCUUCUCUGAAGUGCCAUACUAACCUUUCAAUAAGAUGCAGGAUUUCUGAGAACUUUGAAGGGAGGAAGCUGGCUCUCUGAAACAAGGAAUAGAAAACUGAGUUGCCUAAUCAUGUAUCUUCCACAUUCCAUCAUGUUUAGUGUACUAUAUGGCUUCACUGUGCUUUUCAGCUUUAGCUGUAUCUGUUUUUAAGGGAUACUGCCAGAUGGAUGACAAAAUUGGAUGGCACGCAGGGUUUGUUGUUUUUCCAAUUUGGAUAUGUGCUCAUCCUGAAUCAUAAAGGUGGUGGUGGUGUUUGAUUUCAUUAGAGCCAUAACAGAUGAAACCAGCCCAGCAUACUGAGCGAUCCCUGCUCAAGAAGGGAAAACCAGAGAGGCUACCAUCUUUAGCUGAAUUGGAUUUAGAGGGCUUGCACUGUACUUAGCUAUUUCCUUUAACACACAAAGGUUAAAUACCUGAUGCUUGUCUGGAUGUAUGCUGUAGGUUAUGACAGAGGGAAGCUGUGUUCCCUUGGAGAGACCUCUCAAAACAUGAACUUGCUCAAAUUCUGUCUUUGCUGUUGCCCCAGUUGGUGCAUGUUUUUUUCUCUCCAGACCAAAAUUCAGCAGUCAUCUAUUUCAUUUGUCUGAUUUGCUUCUUAAACUAUGAGCACUAAACUGUGAGCGUGGAAUAACAAAUAGAAAAACCUCUACUCUUUAAUGUCAGGUGAAAGAAUUGCUAAACAAUUAAACUGUGUGUAUAUAUAUCUUCACAGAUUAUAUUUUAUAAAAUCACGCUUUUUUAGCUAAAUAUUUAUAAUUAAAUGUUUUUAUACUUUACAACAAAGCAAAUAAUUUCAUCUUUGAUUAUUUCUCCUGUUGCUGAAAUGUACAAAUAAAGCAUCAUUAUCUCCAGUCUCUUCUGUGAUUAUUUUAGGUUCCAAACUAUAUUGUUUUAUUUACAAACUACUGUAGUGAUCCCCACUCCACACUGUGUCAGUGUCUGAACCCCAGAGCUCAGCAUCCUGAUUUGGGUGGGUGAGGAAGUAGAGGACCCUUCUUGAUAUGCUUUUCCCUUCUAUACAGCAGCUCUAGUUCAAAGAGUUAUGUUUGCAAUUCCUCUGAAAAGAACAUGGCUGUGUAAAUAUUUGAGAUACCGUCCACUGGUGAGUGGUGACAGCUGAACAUUGUCAGCCUCCCCAUAUCUUAAAAUAGCCACUGCAUCCCAGCCCUGAUAGUGCUCCAGCUGAGAGCUGGGCGGGUUGUUUCAGCUGCAUUUUGCUUUGCUUUUCCUUUUAUAAAGGGGAAGGAAUGCACAUGAGUCUUCAAGUGUGUCCAAGCAUUUUGGUUCUGUUCUUGCUGAUCUCCUAACCUUUGCUGGCAGGGUCAGCAUGGAGGGCUCAGGAGGAGCCUGAACUGUUUCAUUGCAGGCACAAUCAAGUGAUGACAGGAAAAACACAAAUACUUUACCCAGACAGAUCUUUUAUAUGGCUUUGUUCUGUAUGUUGUGGGCAGCUGAUGCAUUUGUCACAUGUCUGUGUGCCCUUGGAUCUCUGAGGUCAGGUAAAAUCGGGAUGAUGGCUCCUUAGUCUUCACUUCUGUGGGAAAAGGGCAAAGCUGCAGCUCUUGAAUUCUUGUUUUUUUUUCCCCUGGGAAGUGCAGUAAGUGCUGUUGCCUUGUGUUAGUUUGCACACAUAGCUGUGCAGGGCAGCAGCAGGGGAGUGUGGUAAGAGAAGUUCUAACAUUUUUCUAAAUAGAUUUGAGCCAAUUCUAGGUGACAAGUUUCAACAAGGAUUUCAACAAGGAAAUCAGCACUGUCUGGCCCUCACAUAUAGUUCAGGCUGCAGUGCCUGGAAGCAUGGGUCUUCCAUCUGGUUGUGCAUCAGUAAUAGGACAAGAUAGCCAGGUGAGUCACACAAAGUGGGAGGAUGUCUAAACAUGGGUAAAAGGUUGCUCUCUAAGAAGAGGAUCAGCUAUAAAACCUAGUGUCUGUAGCAAGCUGACUUUGCUCCUUAGUCCUUUCCAAAGAGGGUGCCAGUCUCCUGGGUUAACUGGAUUUUGUCCCAGCCCAGCUUUUUUUUAUGAGGUCAUCUUUGGCAUGCUGAGAGCAAGUGUGUCAGGUCUGUAGCUGUUCUGUUUGAGCUCUGUUCAAUUCAAAUGGGUGCUGUUGGCAUUUUUAUUCAGCGUAAUGAAGAGUAAAUGUUUUUGGAUGUAUACGUAUUCUGAAGUUGCAACGCGAGUUUUGAAAUCAGCUUUGCAAGAAUUGACAUUGAGAAGUUAAUUGCUCUUUAAAUUGUUCUGUUUUGCUGGCAAUUACUGGACUACAUGACAGUAUAAUUGGGUCAUUCAGAACUAUUAAAGCUUAGCUGAAUUUCUGAGCCAAUACUUACUGGUUGACAAUAUGGACUUAUAUUUAUUUGUCUAUAAUUAAUACACUAUAGUUCUUGAUGCUGUCAUCUCUUUAUGCCUGAUGUCACCACAAUGGCUUUUAAAAAUCUGGCAAUAUCAGCUCUAUUUACUGAAACGUGUUGGUUUGGCACCAUUCAAGUGCCACAGGUGACUCUGGGUGUGCUUGUGAAGGUAAGAACAGGUACGUCAUGAAAAAUCUAUUGCAGAUGCAGGUCUUUCUCAGAACGGAUGAAGACUUGUCUCCAGUCCCUGAGCUCCUAGCACAGGAACUGCAGCUCGUCCUUUUUGUUUAAAAUUUCCCAGAGAAGGAGACGUACAGCUGAGAAGUCACAAGUACUCAGCAAAUGCUGAGACUGAGUUCUUAAAUUGCAGUGUGUUUCUCACUGACAUUACUGUGGUACUCGUUAGGACUGCAGCAGACACCACUUGAUGGCAGAAGCUCUUACCUAAAAAGCUCGGUGUAGGCACACUCAAGGAAAAAGGAAACAAUACAAUGUGAGGGUAUCUUGCCUCCAGCUUCUUUGUGGCAUAGAACUUAGACUUUAGCUGUGAAGAUUAAGCUGACCAAACUGAAUUGUAACCUUAUGGGAGCAACCAAAUAAAUCCUUGGCAAGAUGGAUUGGAAUAACCAGAGUACUUCACUGUUGCUUUUCAAAGUCAAGUUGCCAAAUCUAAGAAAGAUGUCUUAAAAUAACUAGGUGUGCAAAAGUAGCAGUGUUUAUGUGGUAGUCUUUCAGCACGAGCUAUCUGAGGUGACAGAUGCACUGAACUGACUGGCUUUAAGAACCACACUUGGAUGUUCUUCUGCCUGCCUCGUCUGCUGUUCUUACUGUUAUUUUUAGGGACGUGACAAAUGAUGAUGGUUUGUCCCUCUCAUGGAAGGCAGACACUGCUGAGACUCUGUCUGACUCCUCAGACAGAAGGCCCAGUACUUCAAUAAACAGGGGAGCUGCUUUUCCAAAUAACUAAACUGGAGGUUGGGAGGGUAGAUGUGAAAAUCUAGCACAUGUUUUGAGCUGCUUUAUGGUGAUUACUACCAUUUCGAAGCUGUGCUUUAUGCUCAUAGCUUCCCAGCUUACUGAGGGAUGCAGGUUCUUGCUUUCAUACUAGGUCAGGUGAAAGCAACGGAUCAAUAAGAAAUGCCUCUGGUUUGUUAGGGAUGCCAUUUCCUUGCACUUGGAUUUUGAAUAGCAUGGAUGAAUUGACACAGCAAUCAACAGGGCUCUGAGGUACAUUGUGCCCUCAGUACCUGAGGAAAUCUCAGCCUAGCUAUUGGGGUAAUUUCAUCCACAGACAACAUGCAGUCCUCUAAUUAAGCCAUGCAUGAACUUAACCACACAUAGAGCUUUGAGUUUUCACAACAACCUUCCCGUUCUACUUGAAUGAGAGCUGUGGAGGACUUAAGAGUCACUUACCAUUACAGUAAAUCUGAGUUUCCUUGAGAUAUUUUAGAAAAAAAGCUCGGUUCUAUAGACAUCUGUCAGACAUUCUCUUCCUGAAUUCUUGUCUCUUUGUAUUAACGAGGAGGGGGGGAUCUCUAGCAGUGCUGAACUUCUCCCAGCUCAAAGUUUGCAUUAGAACACACAGUAUUUUGGGUACUUAAAUGCCUGUUCAGUAAGAAUAAUAAGGGACGGCUGCUUUAUGGAAGUUCUUACUGACAGCUUGCAACGCAGCGCUGCCUCUCUCCCUUCCCCACACCGUUAUUAACACGGAGCUGUGUGACAACAUGCAGGGGGACCAAACGCAGCCCGUCGGCGCCCAGCUCCCUGCCGGGCAGCCUGGCUUUAACCUCUCAGCCUCCUAAGGGAGGCACUGCUCCCAGUUUCGGGCCCAGGAGGUCUGGGUCGCUCUCAGCCAAAGCUCGGCCUUCAGGCACGCAGCCUCGUCACCCGUCAGCUCGCGAGGAAUCGCUCGCAUCCGCUCUUGCAUCAUUUUUGGCCCCGGUUCGGCGCACAGUGACGAGGUCAUUCACCAGCACAGGAGGCAGGGAGGAGCUGGAUUGUGGCUGCGAUGAACGGCCGGUGCCGAAAGCAGGGCCGCGUGUGGCGGCGAGCAGCCGCGUGGGCGAUUCCGCACCCCGCGCUCAUGUGGGCCUGAGGGCUAAAAAUAAGCCGGCGUUUCUAGCUGGAAGUUUGCCUUGAGCUCCCGAGGAUUUUCCCUCGGUUACUUCGGACCCGAAGGACGGACGCACCGCGAUCUUCCCGCGGGGCUCCGCGCUGUACCGCCGCGCACGGCACCGUCACCCGCUCGCAGCGCGCGGCUGCGGGACAACGCGCGUCACCGCGGGCGAGGCGGCUUCUCGUGGGAAGCGCCGAAAGGAACCGAGCGCCGGGAGCCCGGGCCGCGCUGCUGGCCGCCCUCCUUCCUCCGGCUGGCGGCCGCUGCCGGCAGGGGGCGCGCGCUCCUCUGAGGAAAGCGGCGACGCGCGCGUAGCGCGGUGACGUCACGAGGGCGGUGCCCCCGCGGGGGCGGGGGGAGGGGAGGGCCGUCGCUCAUCCGGGUCCCGCGGCGGAGGCGGGGGGCGGGGCCCGGCCUCACGUGACGUUGCGUGGCGGCGCGACCGCCAUCUUGUGUUGUUGGGGCCGAGCGGUCGCUGUGGCUGUGAGGGACUCUCCGUCCGAGAGCGCAGGUAACGCCGUCUCGCCGGCUCCCUGCCCUCGCCGCCCCUUCGGCCGCCUCCCCGCCGACACGCUCUCGCCGCCGCCGCGCUCUCCGUCCCCCGGAGCGGCUCCGGGCUCCCGCGGCCCCGCGCACUGGCCUGCCCGGCGGUUCCCGUCCGCCGCGGUCUGGGGGUGCCGCAGCCCCGCGGCCUACAGGGCAGAGGAGCUCUCGGGCCCGGCCCGGCGGCGGGAGCGCGCCCGCCCGGCGUCCCCCGCUCCCCUUGCGUUGUGCUGUCGCUGAGCUCGGCCCGGCUUUCGCCGGGGUGCGGGCCUCGCCUUCUCCGUGCGGCUGCCCGGCGGCGACAGGCUGUCAGGCGGCGGCGGGGCGCUCACGGCUCCUCACGGCCCCUCGCGGCCCUCGGGGUCGGCGGCCGCGCCUCCCGUCACGCCGACCUGCGUGGGUUUCCUCCUCCCCGCCCGGCCGUUGGGCCUGCCCGCACGCAGGUGCACGCUGAGCGCAGCCUCUGCCCCGCUCGGAGCACGCCCGGCAAUGUCAGGUGCUGCGGGCUGAGGAAGGAAGGAAGGAAGGAAGGAGCUCGUGGAGCGCUGAGCCUCUCCGGCCCGCAGGCGCAGGGUGUUGGAAGCAGCCAUGACCAGCAAGCAGGCCUUUGCAGCCCCACGAGAGCACUGAUCACGAUCGUGUACGUUUGGUAUUGAUCUAAGACGAGUCGUUGCAGUGUCAACAAAGGAACUCUGUGUAAUCCCACUUUGAAGUGGGACAAGUUGCAGGAUAACGGGAGGCACUGCCAAGUUGUACAUGUGGAAUAAAAUGUAUGUUUUUCCCUGUAA
Messenger RNA from Phasianus colchicus (ring-necked pheasant), 7237 nucleotides. It is a transcript of the gene EFHD1, whose product is annotated as EF-hand domain family member D1. Gene Ontology annotation, cellular component: mitochondrial inner membrane. The record is from RefSeq and is a predicted model, not a curated record. Gene Ontology annotation, molecular function: calcium ion sensor activity; calcium ion binding. NCBI's taxonomy places the organism in Eukaryota, Metazoa, Chordata, Aves, Galliformes, Phasianidae.